Messenger RNA from Hirsutella rhossiliensis, 786 nucleotides. RefSeq lists its product as uncharacterized. The coding region runs from base 1 to 786 and encodes 261 amino acids. NCBI's taxonomy places the organism in Eukaryota, Fungi, Ascomycota, Sordariomycetes, Hypocreales, Ophiocordycipitaceae. The transcript is spliced from 5 exons. The record is from RefSeq and is a predicted model, not a curated record.
AUGAGGAAUCUAAGCUCAGAUCUCUGGCAUUACAUAGCAGACUAUCUUCUGCCACACUACGCGUUACUGAACAUCCGCGGAGUUCUGCCUGGCCCCCGCGCCGUCUCCAUCAACAGCAUCACAACAGCUAAGAAGAUGUGGUACGGCUUCACCGAUUACGAGGGCACAAGCUACGUUUCGUGGCUCUCUAGCUCUCCUAGAGGGCCUAGAUCCCUAUCGCUUGCUUCCAAUGCCGACCGUGCUCCCGGGUGUCUCCUCCUCACGGCAGAGAAUCAUCUUGGCAUCACAGACGUGCGGCUUUCUGACUUCCUCGAUGUAGAGUCGGAUGGCAUCAAACUUCGGCGCUUGGUGUGUGGAGAUCUUGGAACCAUCGCGUGGAGCGUCCCAGAACCAAGAACACCCCGAUUUCACUACUUCACCGACGGCAGCUCGUCCCGGGCACCUGCUCGUAUGACCUUUUUCCGAUCCAAUCAUCCAGAGGCGACUGGCUACUCGUUCCUUUGGGAUUGCGGCCUAGUUCACAUUCACGCGCACGUAGCUGGUGAAGACACGGCGUUCUAUCGAUCAUUGCCGCCUGGUUCCUGGCUGUACAUGCCAGUAGACCACGGCGAAUUCAUCUCAGAAAUUUGGCAGCAAAAGUCCCUCUUCUUCCGAGAACGGGCUAUCGCGUUUGUGACGAACAAUGGCCGAGUCUUUGUAGCAGUCAAGAGCUCGGUCGGAUCUACUUCGAGAGUUCGGCCAACGGAAUCGGGGCUCUUGCAUUUGCAACAGAUGCUCCGAGGAUAG